Molecule: messenger RNA, 924 nt
Organism: Physcomitrium patens
Lineage: Eukaryota; Viridiplantae; Streptophyta; Bryopsida; Funariales; Funariaceae
Product: nascent polypeptide-associated complex subunit beta
Source: RefSeq, a predicted model, not a curated record
CCCUACACCUCAGCAAUGCAUUCACAGCUUUAUCAAGCGCGGGCUGGGGUGGACAUCUCCAGGGCGACGCGCCGCCUGCGAAACCCUAGCAGUGAAGCUGUUGCGGAGGUAAGCUCCGUUUGGCCGAGCCAUUUUCCUGGCCCAUCUCUCCAACUACUUCCGCUUUUGCUCCCCUCCCUCGCCAGCUGCGACGUCUCUGCCAUCAUGAACCGGGAGAAGCUCAUGAAGAUGGCCAGUGCCGUGCGCACUGGCGGAAAGGGCAGUGUUAGAAGGAAACACAAAGCGGUUCAUAAAACUACCACUACUGAUGACAAGAGGUUACAAAAUACUUUGAAGAGGCUUGGAGUAAAUACCAUUCCUGGUAUUGAAGAGGUCAAUGUCUUCAAGGAAGAACAUGUUAUCCAUUUUGUCAACCCUAAAGUGCAAGCUUCCAUCGCUGCCAACACAUGGGUUGUAAGUGGACCAUCACAGACCAAGAAGCUCGAGGAUCUCUUGCCAAGCAUCAUCAACCAGCUCGGCCCUGACAACUUGGUGAAUCUGAAGAAGAUCGCCCAGCAGUACCAGAGGCAAGAAGCUUCCCGUGCUGCAGAGGAGGAAGAUGAUGUCCCUGAACUCGUGGAGGGAGAGACAUUUGAGGAUGCUGCCAAAUAGGAAUCUGAAACCGCCUAGGCCACUUCUGUAUUUGUUUUUACAAAAUAUCGGUAACGAUGUUUCACGUCUUUGUUCUCUGGGUCUUUUGGUUCUUGAAGCAAUUAUCAUUUUGAAUCUUGUUUAGCCUCUGUGCAGUGAGCUCGAGUUAUAUGUAACGAAUAUUACUUCUUACAUAAUUUUUGUGCCUUUUAGUUUUUUUCUUGUUGAUAUGAAAGUUCAGCCGUUCUUAUGCUUUCACGAUAUUAUCAAUACAGUUACUUUGUUGUGUUUCCA